Molecule: messenger RNA, 627 nt
Organism: Soboliphyme baturini
Lineage: Eukaryota; Metazoa; Nematoda; Enoplea; Dioctophymatida; Soboliphymatidae
Source: the annotation of a GenBank genome assembly
UUCAUUCCACGAACCUUUUACGUGAAAACGCCUUGUCGUCCGAAUGGCAGUCCGACAGAGCUGAACCGCCGAAUGACGUACACCGCCGUUAGUCACGAAGAAAGACACUCGUUUUGCAUCGUUGAAUUUUCAGGUCAUGUUCACCAGGAUUCAUUCGAUUUGCUGCAACAGAUGAAUCCGCAUUCGCAACACAAAGUUCUUGAUUAUCGGCACCUUAAACAACGCAGAAAGGCGCAUUCCUUGGUCGGCACUCCGAACUACAUCGCUCCGGAGGUACUUCUUCGGACAGGCGAAUUUAUAGGACACACUCAACUUUGCGACUGGUGGUCGGUCGGAGUGAUUCUUUACGAAAUGGUCGUCGGACACCCCCCGUUUCUCGCCAACACUCCUGAGGAGACGCAAGUGAAGGUUAUAAAUUGGCGCAAAACGCUGUACAUUCCUUCAGAAACUAACCUUUCGGCCUACGUUACGGAUCUAAUCUUGCGUCUCUGUUGUUCUGCGGAAGAUCGAUUGGGUAAAAACGUGUCGGAAAUCUACGAGCAUCAAUUUUUUCAAGUACUUUUCAUUUGCGUUUUCUUCCUUUUAAGGAACAGUGUGAUCUAUUACAUUGCUACUGCGAUGAACUAA